Umbelopsis ramanniana AG is the source of this 1333-nucleotide messenger RNA. RefSeq lists its product as uncharacterized. NCBI's taxonomy places the organism in Eukaryota, Fungi, Mucoromycota, Umbelopsidomycetes, Umbelopsidales, Umbelopsidaceae. The record is from RefSeq and is a predicted model, not a curated record. Gene Ontology annotation, molecular function: DNA-binding transcription factor activity, RNA polymerase II-specific; RNA polymerase II cis-regulatory region sequence-specific DNA binding; protein dimerization activity. Gene Ontology annotation, biological process: regulation of transcription by RNA polymerase II. The transcript has 3 exons. The coding region runs from base 227 to 1186 and encodes 319 amino acids.
UGGAAAGUUGAUGACGAUUGCUUCCAUGGUCUAUUUCUUUAAGCUUGAACAAUAGGAUUUGGAAACUUCUUACCUGGUGUGAAAAGCCUCAAUAAGUUUCUCCUUGAACGGCUUCCUUCCGCUUGUCUUCUUUCUCUUUUUUUUUAUUCCCGCCCUUGUCCCUUCUUCUUCCGAGUAGCUGUAUUUCCAUUCAAGGCACUGACUGUGCCAUUGCUUGUUUUCCACAAUGUACUCUCCAAAUCAACAACAACAAUUCUUUGAUCAAGAGCAAUCCCUCAAUGGCUUGUCAGCCCAUACCAGCGUUAAUGCCAUGCCCAUGCAAAGCUACUCUUCCAGUCAUCCUACUCUUCCUGCCGCUAUAGCCCGUCGCCGCCAAAGCAGUUUCAGCUCCGUCAUGAGCCCACCGCUCUCUGCCGGCCCUUCCUCAUCCUCAUUCGAUCCUGCGAACUCACAAGCCUGGUUUGGUACCAGCUUGGACUCUACUGGUUCUUCAUUCAGUCAAAAUAUGUUCGGGGGCAGAGACAUCAUCGUCUCUCCUUCCACUUCCACUCCGAUGGACGGUUUUGGGACCGCUGAUGAUGAUGAGGCAGCUCAGAGAAACUUACAACAAAUGUUUGAAAAACGCCGACGAAGACGCGAAUCUCACAAUGCAGUGGAAAGACGGAGGAGAGAUAAUAUUAAUGAUAAAAUACAAGAAUUGUCACUGUUACUACCUGAGCACCUAUUAGACAAUCCACCCCCCGGUUCAACCAAUGUGGUAACAACACCUGGUGCAGCAAGUGGCUCAGUACAGAAGGCCAUCAAUAAGGGAACGAUCUUGAAGAUGUCAGUCGAUCAUAUCAGAAACUUAAGAAGUGAUGCUGCCAGAUACCAAGCUAGAAUCAAAGAAUUGGAAACAAUGCUUGAAGCUGCCAAGAGCGGAGAAUAUGUAGAUUUUGAUACUUUACAACUAGGUCGUUCUGUACAAGCUCCCACCAACGAUAUGAAUGUAUUCCCACCGCAGUACCAACAACACCCAUCUUAUGGUGCUUCAGCACCUGUUCCGCUACGUAGUCAACAACAGUCGCUUAACUUAAAUGAAUCCAACCGUCGUCCACAACCCCAUCAGCGUACAGGCUCAUUGCAGUUUCAACAACAAUUUGGAAAUUUACAUAUCGACGCUAAUCCUCGAGGUGCAGACGUCUAGAUAGGCUUUUAGCAAAGUAUAUCUUUACCCCAAGUAUAUCAAUCUUUCAUAUCUUUUAAGCUCUCUUUAUUUUCUCGUUUGUUCCGUUCAUUCCACUAUCACGUUUUCUUUGCUUUGUAAUGAGAUAUUUAUGCCUUUUCAUCAACU